Aspergillus homomorphus CBS 101889 is the source of this 480-nucleotide messenger RNA. RefSeq lists its product as uncharacterized. The record is from RefSeq and is a predicted model, not a curated record. NCBI's taxonomy places the organism in Eukaryota, Fungi, Ascomycota, Eurotiomycetes, Eurotiales, Aspergillaceae. Bases 1 to 480 code for a protein of 159 amino acids. The transcript has 3 exons.
AUGCCCGUCGAAAAGGGCGAAUGGUGGACCUCGCGCGAGGAGGCGCGCGACGUGCUGAUAGAGCAGCUCCGCGACCACCUCAGCGCGGCGGGACACCGCGGCCUGGUCGGCGUCCAUUGGGACAUGACAAUCAUCUGUAUCUCGUGCAUCGGUGCCUCAGAGCCCCGCACGGCGCUGGACCUGCUCGACCAGCUGCCCCUGGAGCCGGGCGACGCCCACAUCUGCACCAGCCGCAUGAGCCGCCAGGAGCGCAUCCACAUCCUUGAGAACCAUGGCUCGCUGUUCCUGAACUGCCUGGCCCGCCCGUCGCUUCUGCGGGGCGUCGGAUACUUUGCUAUCGAUGGGUACCCCAUCCAGGUGCAUGUGCUUGAGGCGGUGAUUAUGCCGUUUGAGCGUGGGAGUAGAUUCACUGGAAGAUUUGAUGAUAUCGUGAACUCAACGCUUGAGCUUGCUGGUGUCGAGUCUGCGAGCAAAUCGUGA